CAGAGAAUUAACACAUUUCAAGUUAGUUGAUUAAGUGGGAUUGGAAAUGGCAAACCGUACCGGCAUUAUUUUCUCUACGAUCUUUUUUCUUGGUCUAAUCAGUAUGAUGUCUUCCUCAAUUGUCGAUGCGAGGCGAUUGGGUGGUAUAGAUGUGCUCUCGAAAAACAACCAAAAUGGAAUAAAUGUGCUUGCCAACAAUAAUAAAGAUGGUGUAAAUAUACUCGCCAACGGAAACAAAGAUGGUAUAAAUAUAAUCGCAGAUGAAAACCAACAUGGAGUAAAUGUGCUUUCAAAUAAGAACAAAGAUGGUGUGAAUGUACUCGCCAAUGGGAACGACGGAGGUGUGAAUGUUCUUUCAAACAAGAACAAAGAUGGUGUGAAUGUACUCGCCAACGGGAACGACGGAGGUGUGAAUGUGCUUUCAAAUAAGAACAAAGAUGGCGUGAAUGUACUCUCCAACGGGAACAACGAAGGUGUGAAUGUGCUUUCAAACAGGAACAAAGAUGGUGUGAAUGUACUCGCCAACGGGAACGACGGAGGUGUGAAUGUGCUUUCAAAUAAGAACAAAGAUGGUGUGAAUGUACUCGCCAACGGGAACAACGGAGGUGUGAAUGUGCUUUCAAACAGGAACAAAGAUGGUGUGAAUGUACUCGCCAACGGAAACGAUAGAGGUGUGAAUGUGCUUGUCGACAAGAACAAAGAUGGUGUCAAUGUACUCGCCAACGGGAACGAUGGAGGUGUGAAUGUGAUCGCCGACAAGAACAAAGAUGGUGUGAAUGUACUCGCCAACGGGAACGAUGGGGAUGUGAAUGUGCUCGCCGACAAAAACAAAGAUGGUGUGAAUGUACUCGACAACGGGAACAAAGGUGGUGUGAAUGUACCCACAAACAAAAACGGAAGUGGUUCAAAUGUCGUCACAGACAAAAACAAAAGUGAUACAGAUACGUAUGCGGAUAAUAACUACGAUGAUGGAAAUAAAUACGGAAAUCACUAUUAGUGCCCAAACUAGUACAUUUACCUCCCCAACUUUUAUUUUGGAGUAAAAGGAAGAUGGUAAGAGUAUAGGGAAACAAAAUGACUAAAGGUUACAAGUUUUCUGGAAGACCACAAUUUUCAUUUCAUUUCUUUUAAGUGGUUGUGUUAGAUGGCAAUCAAGUUUGUGCCUUGAAGGGUCGUGCAAUUGUUUUUUUUAGGGCUCGAAUUUGUUUGUUUGUUUUUUUCUCCCAAAAAUAGUUGUUAUUUGUUUCGCGACA
Molecule: messenger RNA, 1253 nt
Organism: Papaver somniferum (opium poppy)
Lineage: Eukaryota; Viridiplantae; Streptophyta; Magnoliopsida; Ranunculales; Papaveraceae
Product: N66 matrix protein-like
Exons: 2
Coding region: 47-997 (316 amino acids)
Source: RefSeq, a predicted model, not a curated record